GGGGCGUGGUCGUGACGUCACUCGUCAACAUGGCGGACUGGAACAGAGGUCACGACUCUGUGGACGACAUGCUGGACUCUGAAAACAAACGCCUGGCUGAGAACCUGGCCACCAAAGUCUCCAGACUGAAAUCUCUGGCGUACGACAUCGACAGAGAGGCUGACGGUCAGAACGACUAUCUGGACGGCAUGGACUCAAACUUCCUGAGUGCGACGGGCCUGCUGAGCGGCAGCGUGAAGCGUUUCUCCACCAUGGUGCGAUCCGGCAGAGACAACCGCCGCAUCCUCUGCUACGUCUCCAUGGGCCUAGUCCUGGUCUUCUUCCUGCUCUACUACAUGGUCUCCAGGAUUCAACGCUGACAGGACGAAACAAAAACAAUCAGCUAGGAGCCCGAUGUGGAGCUGAGAGCCAAAUACUCUGACGUCAUAUCUCAUCUCUGUGGUUCUACUGCACGGGAAAAAAAGACGUUUUAUUCUGCAACAGGAAGUAGAGAGAAAACAUUUUGUUGAAUCGUUGAAAUGACCAGCAGG
Molecule: messenger RNA, 530 nt
Organism: Anoplopoma fimbria (sablefish)
Lineage: Eukaryota; Metazoa; Chordata; Actinopteri; Perciformes; Anoplopomatidae
Gene: bet1l
Product: Bet1 golgi vesicular membrane trafficking protein-like
Exons: 4
Coding region: 30-359 (109 amino acids)
Biological process (GO): retrograde transport, endosome to Golgi; regulation of retrograde vesicle-mediated transport, Golgi to ER
Cellular component (GO): SNARE complex; Golgi trans cisterna
Molecular function (GO): SNAP receptor activity
Source: RefSeq, a predicted model, not a curated record